Carica papaya (papaya) is the source of this 351-nucleotide messenger RNA. The record is from RefSeq and is a predicted model, not a curated record. Lineage: Eukaryota; Viridiplantae; Streptophyta; Magnoliopsida; Brassicales; Caricaceae.
AUGAUGAGCCAAUCCGACGCCGUUUUCAAGAGUAUAUUGGAGCAAGGGUUUGAUCUGGAUGAAGCUCUGUGGAUGCCGAGGACGGGGGCGGAGGAGGCUGAUAAUUCAGGCCAUGAUGAGGCGGAGAUUACAAGCUUCAGCUCCUCAGUCGCCAACUUGCCAACAGUUUACGAGAUAAGCAGCGGCGGCGCGUGCACCGUCUGUAUGGAGCGUGUAGACUCAGGUGUUAGCGCCAAAAAAAUCCCCUGCGGCCAUGUCUACCACGCCUCUUGUAUAGCCACUUGGCUCUCUCACUGCAACUCUUGUCCUCUUUGUCGCCGCCAGAUCAUCAUCUCCGCCGCCGGCAAAUGA